This is a messenger RNA of Meloidogyne enterolobii, 2292 nucleotides long. Lineage: Eukaryota; Metazoa; Nematoda; Chromadorea; Rhabditida; Meloidogynidae. The record is from the annotation of a GenBank genome assembly.
UUUUGGAAUUUUUGGUCAUACCUUUAUCAAAUUUAUUGGUGGCCUAUUGAACUCACCGGCGUGCAGUUUCUAAAAAAUAUGAUGGCUCAAUUUACCUCUCCAGCUGCGUCUAACUGUUGGGUUCAACCACCUCCCGAUUCGACUGAUAGUGGCAGCGGUGAUCCUGUUCACAUACAUAAUCAUCAUCCGUUAAUAGCAUCACAACACUUUGUCACUGAUCGUGACAUCGUUUCUUGUGCACAAAUACCUCAAGUGCUCCCAAAUGACAAUCAAUUAAUCUUUAAACAGAAUCAACUGCAGCAAUUCGUAAUGCCGCCACUAGCACAUCAGAAUCACUAUUCAAAUGUCGGGUAUAUUACUUCUCGUCCUUGUCAUCACUCAGCUGAUAUUAACUCUAAUAAUGCUGAUAUUGUGUAUCAUGCCGGGUUAACGCCUCAUCAGCAUAUGCUUGGACGAAGUGAGGCUACAUCACAGCAUCAACAACAAAAGAUUGCCAAUGUUCCUGCAACAGUUCAACCACAGUCUACAACAGUUUUAUGCAUUAACCCGCAUCGACGUGAUGUUUCCGCACGCCCUUUAAACAAACUAACAUCCGAACUGAUCAGGACAUAUAAGUCAAUCAAUGAGAAUUACUACAAUCGCAAAGCUCGGCGCCGCCAGCAUGCUAUUGAUGAUUUGUCAUCUGUAACUGUUUCAACCACUGCACCGCUUCCACACCAAAUCCGUACCCAAGUCCCUAUAACAGAUCCCAGCGAAUCGAUGAAUAAUAUCGCUUCUGGUGGAACAGCAACCCUAAACACCCUCUUAUCAAAUCAACAACACAAUUUUCUUGGGAUGCUUCAGUCUUCAUCGAAUUUGCAAGUUGGCUCAAGUUCUAUUCCUUUGCCCGAUGAAAGUUCAGCUGCUUCUGUUAGUGCAAAUCUUUCCUACCAUCAUGUUCCGCAGCAACGCAGCCUUCCUUAUAAUGUUCCAUUAGCAGGGACGAAACAUAAAAACCAUUUAUUGCAGCAACAAUCAAUUUCAUCCAAAGUUUCGCAACAGCAACAGAUGGCUUGGAAAAUUGCAAUGGAUGUGCAGGGUCUUCAGCAACAAUCAAAUCAGCAGCACCCUUCAUUGGAUCUAAAUGAAGAGGACUGCGAUGAUGAAAACCAUGAUUAUAUCAUUCGAAUAGGCGAAAUAUUUAAUUACAGGUAUCGGAUUGAAUCAAGCAUUGGCAAGGGUUCAUUUGGACAAGUAGCUAAGGCUUACGACAUGGUAGAUGAGGAAAAUGUUGCGAUCAAAAUUAUUAAAAAUAAAAAGGCGUUUUACGAUCAAGCACAAAUUGAAAUUCGAUUACUCGAAUUAAUGAAUAACCACAAUUCAGAAGGUCAACACUACGUUGUUACAUUAAAAAGCCAUUUUAUCUGGCGUAAACACCUUUGCCUAGUAUUUGAACUGCUAUCAUAUAAUCUAUACGACCUUUUGCGAAAUACGAAUUUUCAUGGAGUUUCGUUAAAUUUGACGCGAAAAUUUGGACAACAACUAGCAGCAACUCUUCUAUUCCUUUCACAACCGGAACUAAACAUAAUCCAUUGUGAUCUAAAACCAGAGAAUGUGCUCCUUUGCAACCCUAAACGUUCGACGAUCAAGGCUAGUUUUUCUUUUAUUAUCGAUUUCGGUUCAUCAUGCCAAUACGAUAGCCGAAUUUAUCACUACAUACAGUCGCGUUUCUAUCGCUCACCAGAGGUUUUGCUUGGCAUUUCAUAUGAUACACAAAUUGACAUGUGGUCUCUUGGAUGUAUUCUUAUGGAGAUGCACACAGGCGAGCCACUUUUUCCAGGUCAUUCUGAGUUUGAUCAGAUGAUGAAAAUUGUUGAGGUUCAAGGCAUUCCACCACCUCAUAUUCUUGCAGCAGGUACCAAAAGCUCCAAAUUUUUUGAGGUGGACGAACUUGGACAAUGGCACUGCAAAAAAUCGCGUGUAACUAAAGCCUACAAAGCACCAGGAUCCCGUCGUCUGUCCGAUAUACUAGGUAUGAACAAUAAUAGUACUGGUCCAUUUUCACGACUCGGUGAAGGGCAUGGUCAUAUGUUGGAAGACUAUAUGAAGUUCAAGGAUCUUGUCAAUAGGAUGCUGGACUUUGAUCCACAAAAACGAAUUUCACCGUACUUUGCUGUAAGACACCCGUUCUUGCGGAAGACUGCACCAGAAGAGCAACAAUCAAAUUCUGCAAACGUUGCUUAUCAUUCUCAUUCAAAUGUGCCUAUGUCGCUACAAGCGCCAGGCUCAGAUUUCGUAAGUCGGCCCACAUAG